Paramecium octaurelia is the source of this 975-nucleotide messenger RNA. The record is from the annotation of a GenBank genome assembly. NCBI's taxonomy places the organism in Eukaryota, Ciliophora, Oligohymenophorea, Peniculida, Parameciidae.
AUGGAAUUUAAGAGAGAUAAGCCUAAACCAAACUCAAACAGAUUUAAAAAGAUCACUUAAAAACUUGGCAUGCAAUCAUUAAACAAAGAAGAAAAAUUUGAUGAAGGAAUGAAAGACUUUCAAAAUUUAGAUACAUUUUUCACAGUCACAGAUUUACUGAAAGAUAUGAAUAAAGACUAACCAACCCCGGAGAGAUAAGCCUUAUUUGAAAGCUAAUAAACAUUAAUUAAAACCAAACUAUAGCUUAAAAAAUGGAAAUCAGAAUACCCUGAUUAUCUGAAGUUUGAUACUAAACCUCCUUAAACUUCGUAUCGAAAUAAGGUCGCUCUAUUAUAAAAAGCAUAAACUCAUCUGAGUUUGGAUAAAUAUGAACCUUAGUUAUGUAAAGAGGUUGAGAAUUUAUCAACUUUAUUAAAGGAUAAAUUUAGAAAUGUUGAUAUGAAGGAAUAUCCACAACUUUAAUUAUUCUAGGAAAUCAGUCAAUUUGAGGAUUUAAGGGUAAGAACAGAAUUUGAUGAAAGCUUGAGAAAUAGUUAUGGUAAAGAUAGGCUUUCUUUGAAAUUAGAAUAAUUUGAAUAAAAGCCGACUGUCUCGUAUGAUACAUAUUAUAAGAAUUAUCAUAAUUAAGCUGAAUAAUUAAGAAAUCGACUUCGACAAUAGUAAAUGAAUUUUUUUAAUUAAAAAUGGGGGAACUCUGUAGUGAAAAUGAAAAUGAAAGAAGCUUAGGAUAGAAGAGGGUUGUUAGAAAAGGCAAAAUAAGUCAGAAGACCUGCAGUAACUAAAAAAGUGGCAUUGCCUUAUCUAGCCCCUAUUAUCAAAAAUAUUAUAACUGAUAUCUGCACUGAAGAAGCAGAAAUGAUGGAAUAAAAAAGACUUAUAAAAAAUGAUAUUAGAGAAUUAGCAAAGAUUUGUUCUGACUUUUAUGAUCCUAAGCCUGAGCCACAAAUAAUGGGAUUAAGAAUUAUUAAUUCUUGA